AUGGGAGGCAGCCUUAGUUUUGUCAACGAGCUCCUAAAUCUGAGGCCAGAAUUCACAAAAGAUUUGAGCAAUCAAGGUUUCAGUCCCUUGCAUAUUGCUGCAGCUAAUGGGGAUUUAGAGAUCAUAAAAGAGCUCCUGAAAUUAGGUGAUAGUUUGUGUCUGGUUAAGGGAAAGGAUGGAAGAAUUCCUCUACACCAUGCAGUGAUCAAAGGCAGAAUACAAGUCAUUAAAGAACUGAUUUCAGCCAGUGAAGAUAGCAUAAGAGAAGUGACGGCACGUGGUGAAACUUCUCUCCAUCUGGCUGUGAAAAACAACCAAUUAAGAGCCUGGCAGUCAUCCAGGAAGCAAUACGAGGUUGUUGAGUUGAUGCUGGAUGAGAAAUUUGUUAGGAAAGGCUUGUUGGAUGUGAAUUCCUUGAACGUAUUACUAUCAGAAGGGGGUGAUGGUGAAAUUGAGGAAAUGCUUAGGCUAGCUGGGGCUUCAGUUCGACAGACAACACAAACUGAGAACAGGGUCGUUCCCACUCGUGAUCCAAACGAUGAAUUAAGGAGAGAUAGGCCUCGGAAGCCCUAUAAGAAAUUGCAGGACUACUUCAAAUUUGACAAAGCUAAAGAGACUCCACGUGACGUCCGAAGUACAUUGCUUGUGGUAGCUAUAUUAAUCACAACUGCAACUUAUCAAUCCGUCCUUAGUCCACCUGGUGGUGUUUGGCAGGAAGACUUUAGCCCUACCAGUAACAGUAACACCACACAGCCACCAGCACAUACUGAUGGAAAGGCAGUGAUGGGAACACAGAAUUCAGUUUCAUUCGGUCUAUUCCUGAUUUUCAACUCAAUUGGGUUUUUCACAUCUGUUUAG
Messenger RNA from Fraxinus pennsylvanica, 858 nucleotides. Lineage: Eukaryota; Viridiplantae; Streptophyta; Magnoliopsida; Lamiales; Oleaceae. The record is from the annotation of a GenBank genome assembly.